GAGAUCUUCGAGUGUCUGGCAGCGACGCUGACAGUAAUCACCUCUGCGGGAGGUGACUAAAACCAAAGAGAAGGAAAGACGACGAAUCCACAAAUGACAGGGAAAAACAGCUGUCCCAUUGGGAAUCUUCACUGUAGAGGUGCUUUUUGGGAGCUUAGUGGGAAGCUGUAAUGACUGAGGUUUCACACAUUGCUUAUGCUGAAUCUCUCUUCAGCCUUUUUUGAAGUAUCCCAGGUAUCAGCAACUAGCUCCAGAAGCUGGGACACCGGGUGGGAGGAAGGGACAGCAGUGAAGGUGUCGUGCUCCUGGAGCAGCCCCUUGCACAUCAGCCAGCCCAAGGCUAUUUCACCCCCCACUGGUGUGUCCCUUGGUGCUGGGACCUGAGCCAGCACAGCCCCCUGCUGCAGCACGAGCCUCCUCUUGCCCCCAGGAAGAGAUGGCCGCCCUCAUUGCUGAGAACUUCCGCUUCCUCUCCUUGUUCUUCAAGAGCAAAGACGUGAUGAUCUUCAAUGGUUUGGUGGCCCUGGGCACUGUGGGGAGUGAGGAGCUUUUCUCAGUUGUUGCCUUCAAUUGCCCCUGCUCCCCUGCCCGCAACUACAUCUAUGGGCUGGCUGCCAUCGGUGUCCCGGCCCUUGCUCUCUUCCUCAUUGGUGUCAUCUGGAACAACCACACCUGGAACCUGGUGGCCGAGUGCCAGAAGCGUGGCACCAAGAAUUUCUCUGCUGCUGCCACCUUUCUCCUCUUCGGCUCCAUCAUGGGCCGGGCAGCUGUGGCACCUGUCACCUGGUCAGUCAUCUCGCUGCUGCGCGGGGAGGCUUACAUCUGUGCCCUCAGCGAGUUUGUCAGGCCAUCCUCCCUCGACAAGUUCCCAGCUGAGUAUGGGGCCGAAGUGCUGGCCAGAUUCCCCUGUAAAGACGUGCCAGCAAACCUCACCAAGUUCAGGGAUGAGGUGACGCGGAGGCUGAGAUAUGAAUCCCAGCUCUUUGGCUGGCUGCUCAUUGGCAUUGUCGCGGUCCUGGUUUUCCUCACCAAGUGCCUGAAGCACUGCUGCUCGCCACUGAGCUACCGGCAGGAGGCUUACUGGGCCCAGUACCGCUCCAACGAGGACAAGCUGUUCCGACGCACAGCCGAGGUCCACUCCAGGAUCCUGGCAGCCAAGAACGUGGAGCACUUCUUCGGCUUCGUGGUGCUGGACAAGGAGGAGAAGGAGCUGGUGCGGGAGUUCCCGGUGGAGGGUGUCCAGCCGAGCCCUCAGUGGAACGCCAUCACAGGCGUCUACAUCUACCGGGAGAACAAGGGCUUUCCCCUCUACAGCCGGCUCCACAAAUGGGCCAAAGGGGUGGAAGGGAACGGGCCAAGCCCGGAAGGCCAUGAAAUGAUCUUUUUGGCUUCCUAAGGCAGUGAGACACUGUCAGACCGCCUUGGCAGGCCUACCAGUAUCGGUGCGUGGCUGAGGGAUUCACUGGGAAUAUUCCUCCCAGCAGGAUUACUUCUCUCAGCAGGUAAAUAGGGAUCAACAGCCUCAAGGUAGGGACUGAUAAGCAAUACACUGAGCUGGGGAACCCCUCCCUUGGAGACAACCGUCUCGUUGCUGCUCCCAGAGACACAAGGGGAGCAAAGAGCAGAUGCACACCUAACCUGCGGGCUGCCAGUGCAACCUGCCAGCUGAUGCACCAGCAGAAGCCUUGGGGAACAAGAGAUGGGCAUGAUAUUUACAACCGUGACUCCUGCAGUCCCACUUGUUUUCCCCCAUGGCAAGGUCGGCCCCAGCCAUCCUGCACACCUGCUUGUUUUAUUGACAUUGUUAUUUUCUUACACAGUUGUGCGGUGCCUGUGGUCCUGGAGCACUUUACACACUUCACAGCACAGGGAAAAGAGGGAAGCAGUGGGUAAAUUCCUGUGGCAAGGGGGUUGCACCUGAGAAGGAUGGGUCAGUAAUACUGCAGCACACCAAAUAACAGAGACUAAGGCAAGAGGAAUCACCAAUAUUCCCAGUGUUCAGGAAGACGCUCUGUAAUUACCAAGUUGGAAUUUGGGUUGGACACCAAACUUCCUUUGUUCUUACUGAAGUGCCUGGCAAUCUCUAAUGAGCCCAAAUGGUCACAGCCAUGAGUUUAUAAACCCAGAAGAUGGCACCAUCAGCAGAAUAGCUUUCAGGCGAGGUGGCAAGUGGAGGCUGAGAGGAAGCAGUACCUGCAGUGAGCCACACCACUGUCAGCAGCUCACUGCAUUUCUCAUCCAACCAUUGGAUGAGUCCUGCUUGUUUGGGUUGUGAGUUGCAGCGAGACCUCAACCACCAUUAGUUUUACAUAUAUGUAUAUAUACACAGAUAAGAUAGAUAGAUAGAUAGAUAGAUAGAUGUAUGUAUAGUGUAUAUACUAUGUAAUUGUAGUUAGCUGUAUUAAUGGAGCAUCUUUCUUCAAGGGAAAGGGGAUGAGAAAGCUACCAGCCGAAAGACCACAUUACAUGCACCCAUCUGCUGCACUGGGACUACAGCCCUGGAGCAACAAGGGACAGUGGGAACAGGAUGAAGAGAGCAACACUCUCCCUAUUUCC
Messenger RNA from Athene cunicularia (burrowing owl), 2556 nucleotides. RefSeq names its product calcium homeostasis modulator family member 2 (gene CALHM2). The record is from RefSeq and is a predicted model, not a curated record. Lineage: Eukaryota; Metazoa; Chordata; Aves; Strigiformes; Strigidae. Gene Ontology annotation, molecular function: monoatomic cation channel activity. Bases 437 to 1396 code for a protein of 319 amino acids. The transcript is spliced from 2 exons.